AGACGCACAAUGUGAGGAGAAAUCCAUUCCAAUCAUGUUUAUGGUGUAAUAACUGAAGCAGGACAAAGAAAAUCUGUAGUCCGGCUGUACGUAAGAGGGCAACAGAGCAACUUUUGACAAUUCAUACUAUUUUUUGCAACGUUUUCUCUGUUUUGACAAUACCUUGAUUGAACUUUUAAGAAAUAGACCAACUACAGUGACAACUUUUCAGACUCACUGGUAAAGCAACAACAACAACUUGAGGCUUGAGUGGAGGACAAACUUUUUCUUCCAGCUUUGACCUCAGGUAGCGUAGUAAACUUUGGAAUAUUCUGAGUGUAACUGUUUUUUUGGAACUUAUUGAACAACUAGACAGUUUUGUUUGGAAUAACAGCCUCCCUCCACCAUGAGUGCAGACAACUCCACCCUGUUGGAGACAGUUUUCUACGGCCAUCCACCAUGUGAUGGCUGGACCAACAACACAGAGGGAGCCUUCUACCACCUGGGCAACACCGUCUUGUUCCUGGGGUACAUGGGGGGCAGCAGCGCCUACGGCUCCCUGUUCAUCUUUGGUUUCAUGACGCCUGCCUUCACCUGCCUGGCCCUGUGGGGCUGGAUGACCAUGUGUGGGGUGGACGUGUUCACCUGGAACCUGCUGCUGCUGGUGGCCUGCGUGUUCCAGAUUUGCCACCUCAUAUACAGGCUGCAACAGGAUGGCUUGGCCAACGAGGAGCUGUCGGCCCUCUACUCAGCCAUCUACCUGCCCCUGGACGUGCCCGUACAGGUGUUCAAAGACAUUGUGGGGGCCUGUGAGAACAAGGUGCUGGCCCUAAGAGUAGAGGAGACGUAUGCAGUGGAGGGCAAGACGCCCAUCAACCAGCUAUCCUUUCUGCUGUCAGGGAGGAUCCGUGUGUCUCUAGAAGGACAGUUCCUCCAUUACAUCUUCCCACUCCAGUUCCUGGACUCUCCUGAGUGGGAGUCUCUCAGACCCAAUGAAGAGGGGAACUUUCAGGUGACCCUGACGGCGGAGACGGACUGCCGCUACAUCUCGUGGCGCCGGCGCCGCCUUUACAUGCUGCUGUCCAAGGAUCGCUACAUCACCCGCCUCUUCUCCGUCAUGCUGGGCAGCGACAUUGCCAACAAGCUCUACUCACUCAAUGAUAAGCUCUUCGCCAAGAGUGGUGUGCGCCUCGACAUCCGCCUGCCCAGUCUCUACCAUGUCCUGGCCCCCUCACCCCCGGGCAGCGAGGGUGAGGUCUGUAGCGGCAGUGGUAGUGCAAGGGACCGGGUAGACCCAGUGGAGCAGCAGGAGGCAGCAGUGGUGGAUGUGGACCCGGUGCCAGCCUACCAGAAGUCAGAGCCUCCAACACCCCCGACCCCACGGCUGCAGAUCCAAGAAAAGUCCCCCAACCCAUCAACUGCAAGCCCCCGCCAACCCCAGGGCCCACACCCCCAGCGCCAGCCCUGGCCCUCAGACAUGGAGAUGCUCUCUGGUGAGGACUCCACCAGCCUGGUCCUGGAGGACUUCGCUGAUAUGACCGGGUCCUUAAUGGAUUAUGGGAGUGAGAGGGAUUAUUUGAGGUAGAGGGCAGGGUGCUGGAGCUAACACACUGGGCCACUACUUAAGCUACAUGAGGGGAAACCGCUGGGACUCUACCAAUGCGAUACCAGAGAGGAAGAGCUCCUCUGGCUCCCACUGACACCCCUAAGCUGUGAUAGUUUUACCAAAAGUGCAAACAGUUCCAGGUUGUCUUUAUUACAGUCAUGCUGUGCAGCUUAUAACACUAUCACAGAAUGUUUAUGCAUAUCUAUAGCAUUUUCCUGAGAAGACCAGUGGAACUGCAGGAAAGACAACCUGGGAUAUAACUAUCACCACUGUCCUGGGUGGAGUCAGGCCCACCCAACACCACAUCCCAGUCUCUCACCUAACAUUAUCUCACUCCUGCAAUGUCAUCUGUGCAUGACAAUAAAGGAGAGAGUGAGACUCUGGACACUGAACAUAAUUAUGUUAUAAACUGAAUUUAUUAGUUAAUGUCACAGAAAAGAAUGGUAUUCUCUUUUUAUUAUGCCACACA
Salvelinus namaycush (lake trout) is the source of this 2054-nucleotide messenger RNA. Its product is annotated as popeye domain-containing 2-like. Lineage: Eukaryota; Metazoa; Chordata; Actinopteri; Salmoniformes; Salmonidae. Gene Ontology annotation, molecular function: cAMP binding. The record is from RefSeq and is a predicted model, not a curated record. The transcript has 4 exons. Gene Ontology annotation, cellular component: sarcolemma. The coding region runs from base 386 to 1564 and encodes 392 amino acids.